AUGGCGGAGCCGCCGCAGCUUCCACCUGAGGUCUGGGUGUACGUGUUCAGCUACCUGAGCACGGAGGAGAAACACACGCUCCGCACCUGCUGCAGGUACCUCAAGAAGCUCAUCGACCACCCGUCCCUGUGGAGGGACUACACGGUGGUGCUGUCCGACCUCCGCCGGUACACCUACGGCUUCUGGGACACGCUGCGGCACCGCAAGCUCACCCGGGUGGCGGUGCGACACCUGCGGCGCAAGGAGUGGCGGCGGCUCGUCAAGUUCCUCCCGUCGCUCACGGCCAUCGGAUUCGUGGACGGGGGGCGGCUGUACAAGGAGAAAUACCUGGAUAACCUAUCGCGGUUCCCCGACCUGAGGGACCUCGGGGUGCGGAACGCCACCUGGGACGAGGCGAUGCUGGGCCGGACCUUGAGCGAGCAGCUGCGGGAGCGGCUGACUCGCCUGAGCGUCUGCAACGUCCGGCUGCCCUGCACCGUGGAGUUCAUAGACACCGUGUCGCACCUGGUCAACCUGCGGUACCUGCUCUUCCACCAGCAGGGGGAGGGCUACGGGCUGGACACGGUGAGGCCGGUGCCCGGAGGGGUCUUCCACAACCUGCUGCUGAACCUGAGGAGGCUGAAGCACCUGUCCUGGGGGAUGAGGGGGGAACCGCCGGAGCCGCUGCCCGACGACUACCUGAGCCCCGCGGACCCGCAGCAGCCAGGAUCGGGCCGAUAUGGUGGCCCGGCGCUGACUAGCCUGGAGCUGGUGGAUUACCCGGAAACCAUCCUGCCGGAGAACGCCCUGAGGAGCCUGACCUCGCUCAGGUCGCUGACUAUCCGCUACAGGUACAUCAGAGAGGGCAUCGGGUGUCGCCUCACCUCCUGGCUCAGUCCUCUACAACAGCUGGAAACACUCACCAUUAUCGGUGGCAAUUCUCUCGCUACCUACACCACCACCAUCCCGUCCAGCGUGACCAGACUGACGCUGCGUGUGGCCAUCACUCUGAAAGACAUGGACUCCAUCGCUCCUAAGGUCCCGGCACUCGAGCACCUGGACAUUGAGCAGAACCGCUCCAGCGGCAGCCUCUGCAGACGAAUCCCCAUGCUGUUUCCUCAGCUCAGGACGCUCAGGAUACGGUUUUUCCGUAGAGAACCAGAGAAGGACCUGCUGAGCCUCCACCGGCUACGACACCUGGUGCAGCUGGAGCUGCUGGUGGAGCGCUCCUUCAUCCUCAGAGAUUACCUCAACGGCCACCCCUGGCCCAGCCCCUGCGUGCAGGAGCUAAUCAACCAGCUCCGAGAGCUGUCGGAGAACAGGAUCACCGUCAUCACCACGAUGCGCCAGAGAAACCCUCUACGAGAAUGUGACUGUGUUUGGGAGGGGGACUGAAGGCUUGGAGGAUAUGAAAACUGGAAAACAAAGUUUUAAUCCUCCUUGAAGCGAGAAGGCGGCAGAGCUGGAAACGAAGACGCGCAGAAGGCAGAAAAUCAAAUCCGAGGUGACUGCUGCUGCCGACGGCAACAGAUGGUGCCCGUUUUCUUAUGAAGUAAAAGGCCAUAAGACGGCCCUGAAUGAGGCAUACUGUAGUACGUUAAAAUCAAAAGUCUCAUUGAAGUGCCUGAGUACGAUGAACGCUGUGUGAUGAGCUGAAGAUUAGAGCAGCAUUCGCUCGAAUGAGGCAUUCGAGGAUUUCGCUUUAGUCUCCAAGCGUCUUUCACCAUUUUCUGAUGCUUUAUUGACCAAAUGACGAAUCAGUCAUUCACAAAAGUAACCGGCAGAUUAAUCGAUAAUAAAAAUAAUCGGUAGCUGCAGCUCUGAUUUCAGUAAUCUAUGAACCAUAAAACCCCUCUGUUCCCCAAUUAUUUCAGUAGGGAAAAUGGAAAGAUAAAAGUCGCUUUUUUGGUUCCAAGGCCAGAGAGACAGUACAGGCUGUACAGGGGUACAACUGGGAAAAUGCCCAUCACAGUUAUUCCAGUCUUUAAAUAGCUUCUUUUGUAAAACUUGCAAAAUCCAAAAGUAUUAAUUUUACUACAAUUUAAGGCAAAGAAAAGCAGCAAAUCCUAAGUUUUGAGAAGCUGGAAACAAAACGGUGGCAAAAUGUGGUCCUGGAGUCACCUACUGUAGCGGGAACUACUACUACAAAAUAAAGGGCCAGUUCGAAGAUGGGUGGGGUCCGACCCAUGAGCACUGGGUACCCAUGUAGUAACGUCAUAAUAACAACUCGGUGCUCUUGGGUCGGAACGUCGACGGGCGUCGCAGCUGGUGUGAUCCCAUCACUAGAUGACCUCGACUUUUUUAGCCUAUAUUUGUUUACAUUUUCAAAAGUGAAGAACACCGAUUUAGCUAUUGACAGUUCCUUUUGCUACGUACCAUCGGAUCUACCGACAAGUGCAUUAUCUCAUAAUUAUGAGAACUGAAAGUCACGAUGAGACAAGGUGUCCAUUUUUUUUUUUUUUUUUUUGCCUUUUGGGAAAUUCAAGUCACUUCUAUAGACACUGAGUGUCUGAGAUUUUUUUUUUUGUUAACUCCCAAACUAUUAAAAGAAAAACAAGGAAAGGGAAAGUCAAGACAAAAAGCUGCUUAAAUAUGUGCGCAGAAAACACACAACACAGUACAGAUUGGGUUAACAUGACAUAAGUGCGUUAUGGACUGGUUGUAGUUAAUGAUACUGCAAGUUAACAGCCCAGUUUUCUUUAGUUUGGGAACUUUUUCUACGACGCUACGAAAAUGCGGUUUUCAGGCUUUUUGCUUUGUCUGUUCCUGCAAUAUUUUUUUUUUAAUUAAAAAAAUGACUGUAGAAUUUAUUUAUUCACAACUUAUUAGCAGCAUUAUAUAAAUUAUAUAAAUUAGCAGCAUUAAAUUCUGCAGUGUGGAAGCCAUGCAAAACCAAAAAUGAGCUUUGCAGGAAGACUUGAAAGAUUGCUUAUUUUUUUAUAGUACUUGUGUAUUUUUUUUAAUUGUUUGUUUUGUUUUUUUUUAAGCCAAAAGGUCACGAUUUUAAGGAUAACUGUUAGUAUGCCGAAAGAUAUGAAGUGAAAUCUUAAAAUGUUGUGUAUUAUUUAUAAAUGCAAUGAUUUUGAAUUAAAAGAGAACAAUUUAUUCAAUAUGGUAUUUUCUACUUUGUUCAUUGUUACUUUGUUUCCUUGUACAGUUUUUUUAAAGUAUUUUUUUCAGUUCAUCAACUGAUUCUAUUCUCACGUUAGAUGUUAAAUCAGACCGAACCACCUCUGCUAGUAAAGAUGAAUGUUUUCAUUUUCUAGCACUUAAAAUCCAUAUGAUCAGAGAAAUGUUGCUCUGAACGGUUGUUUGUUAGUUGAGUGAUUAACUUCAUUUUGCUG
Messenger RNA from Xiphias gladius (swordfish), 3323 nucleotides. RefSeq lists its product as uncharacterized. Gene Ontology annotation, molecular function: protein binding. NCBI's taxonomy places the organism in Eukaryota, Metazoa, Chordata, Actinopteri, Istiophoriformes, Xiphiidae. The record is from RefSeq and is a predicted model, not a curated record. The transcript is spliced from 4 exons. The coding region runs from base 1 to 1374 and encodes 457 amino acids.